AUGGUUGAAGUGUAUUUACAAGAAAAAGCAAAGGUUAACUCGUUGACUUUUCAGGCAAUCACGGGUAAGGAUAAAGGAAAAUUAUCUCCUUUGGUUGAAAAAAAAGAGUGGAGAACCACCUUAAUUUCUGAGGAAAUGGCUUGUUAUCUAUAUAUUGACAAGGAAAGCAUUAAUUAUAACUUUCAAAACCUUUACGACUAUUUUGUUAGAUUUGCUAGAGAAGAGAAAAUAAUUCAGGUGAUUGCUGAAGGAAUAUUAUUUGCAAGAAAUUUGCAAGACGCACCACCUAAUAAAUUACAUGCAAAAGAGUUUGCUGAAACAGUUAAAGAAAAGUUCAGUAAAUUUGAAAAUAUCCAAGUAGAGAUUUUGGACAAGAAAUCUAUCACCGAAAACAGAAUGGGCCUGUUGUUAGCGGUCAAUGCUGGCAGCCAUCACGAGCCACGAGUAGUUAUUUUGCGUUAUUUUGGUGCUAAACAGAAUAAAAAAAAUGUGCUGGGACUAGUAGGAAAAGGCAUUACUUUUGAUAGUGGUGGUUAUAAUUUAAAGCCUUCUUCAUCUUUGCAAUGCAUGAAGUUUGACAUGUCUGGAGCUGCCGUAGUUUGCACUUCUUUUUUUACCCUAAUUCAGAAGAAGCCAAAAAUAAAUGUGGUAGCAGUAGCUUGUUUAACUGAAAAUGCCAUUGGCGGUCAUGCUACUCUUACUGAAUCAGUAGUAACUUCCAUGAGUGGCAAAACGGUAGAAAUUAACAAUACGGAUGCCGAAGGUCGUUUGGUGUUGGCAGAUGGGAUUACUUAUGCGAUAGAAAAAGAAAAAGUUACUAAAAUAAUUACGGUAGCCACUUUAACCGGAGCGGUGGUUCUAGCAUUAGGUGAAAAUCUUACGGGAAUUAUGACUAAUAAUCAAGAAUUUUACCAGCAAUUUAUUCAAUCCACCCAAAAAUCUCACGAAAACAUUUGA
This is a messenger RNA of Funneliformis geosporum, 957 nucleotides long. Lineage: Eukaryota; Fungi; Glomeromycota; Glomeromycetes; Glomerales; Glomeraceae. The record is from the annotation of a GenBank genome assembly.